AUGGAAGCUCUCGUGAUUAGCUUUGGAAUUUUCUCAUGUCUCUUAGUUAAUGCGCACACUGCCAACGAUCCAGAUAUCGUCAAAUUGGCUGAAAUAGCCGAAAAUUCUUUUAGCAAUACAUCCAUAAAUGUCUGUGAUGAAACAAAUACCAAUAAUUCGUUUAUUUAUUGUUAUGGAAGGUUAUUGGCAGCAGUAAAUGUACACAGUUUAUUCCAAGAUUCAAAAUAUUUUGUGGAUAUGCCAAUGAAAUUUGAUCCUGAAGUAGUACAAGCAGAAUUUGAUCAACGUUUCGGUAAAUACGACUUGCAUGCUAUUAAUCGUUCUGCACUGCAAGAAUUCGUUCAUGAAUAUUUCGAGCCAUCCGGAAACGAAUUGGAAAAUUGUGAAUUGUCGGAAUGGGUUGAGCACCCACCGAAGAUAAUGAAUAUUCAGGACCCAUUGUUGCGUGAUUGGGCACUAAAACUUAAUAAAAUUUGGAAAAUAUUAUGUCGAAAAAUGAAACGAAAUAAAAAUCCAGAACGAACUUCAUUAAUUCAUGUCCCCGAAGAAUUCAUUGUGCCAGGUGGACGAUUCCGUGAAUUCUAUUAUUGGGAUGCGUAUUGGAUUGUGAAAGGUUUAGCUGCUUGUGGACUUCGGAAAGCAAUCAAGAAAAUGAUUAUCAAUUUUGUGAGUGUUGUAGAUAGGUACGGAUUUGUUCCAAAUGGUGGUCGAAUUUAUUAUUUGGGACGAUCACAACCGCCAUUGCUUAUCCCUAUGGUUUAUGAAUAUUACGAGUUGACACAUGACACUGCAUUCAUAAGUAAAAUUUUGCCCACUCUCAUCAAAGAAUAUGAAUUUUGGCAAAAUAACAGGGUUAUCAAUGUAUCGCAUGAUAAAGGAAACACAUUUUCGCUUUUCCAAUAUCACACUAAAAGUAAUGUACCACGACCGGAAUCAUUCCGUGCAGAUAUCAUACACGCUUUACGACUUCCACCAAAUAAAAGACCAAAAUUUUACAUGGACACAGCAUCAGCUGCAGAAUCGGGAUGGGAUUUCAGUUCUCGUUGGUUUAAAGACAACCGUAACAUUGAAACAAUCGAAACGACCGAUAUUAUUCCAAUUGAUUUAAAUGCUUUUAUGUGUUGGAAUUUGGAUAUUUUACAGUAUUUGCUCAGACAUUUAGGAAAUUUUUCGAAAUCGAAAAUAUUUCGUGAUAAACGAGAAACUCUCCGUCAAGCGAUGCUUCAGCUAUUUUAUAAUAGCACAGAAGGUGCCUGGUUCGAUUACAAUUUGCGAACUAAAUCUCACAAUGUCAAUUUCUAUCCAUCAAUUGUGGUACCGUUGUUCGGUGAAUGUUAUCAACCAUUGAAUUUGGCCAAGCCACAAGAAAUUGUUAACUACUUGGAUAAAAUGGGAGUGUUCGACUAUCCAGGUGGUGUACCCACAAGUCUCAUUAAAGAUACCAAUCAGCAAUGGGAUUUUCCAAAUGGUUGGGGUCCAACAAAUCAUAUGAUUAUUGAAGGAAUGAGAAAAUCGAGUAAUCCUGUGGUGCAAGAACGGGCAUAUAGUUUGGCAAAGAAAUGGGUUUUGGGCAAUUACAAAGUAUUCCAGGAAACAGGUCGAAUGUGGGAAAAGUAUGACGUUGAUGGAAGCAUACCACAGCCAGGUAGCGGUGGCGAAUAUCUUGUUCAGGAUGGCUUUGGCUGGUCGAAUGGUGUUAUUUUAGAUCUAUUAACAACGUACUAUGACAGAAUGCGCAUUGAACAAGUGAAAGGCAGUGAAGGGACUUAA
Molecule: messenger RNA, 1770 nt
Organism: Acanthocheilonema viteae
Lineage: Eukaryota; Metazoa; Nematoda; Chromadorea; Rhabditida; Onchocercidae
Source: the annotation of a GenBank genome assembly